AUGUCUGAGAGCGGCUGUUCGUCAGAUCGCCCCGAAACACUUUUAUGCCAUUUGACAGCCAUUGAAUCCCUUUCUCACGGCUCAAGAGUCAAAUGGAAGGUCAAGGUCCGAGAAUCUGAAAAGGAGUCACGAGUUAUUGUGCUCGAAGAUCCUGAUACGGAGCAGAGCUACAGUGACCACGACGCUGUCCUUUUCUCCUCAGAGACCCCGAACCCCUCCGUCACCACCGACCAAGCUACCCAACAGGGAACAACGCAAGACUAUUGCCGCUCAAUAUUGGAGCAACUAAAUCUCGGCAAUACCAUCAAACAACGAUCAAAGACUGGAAUACUUCAAAUCUUUAUUGAUGAAUCGAUUGACCUCUCAGGACAGCCUAGCAUACAUGCACUUCGAUGGGAACUGCUGGAGCGUAGCUCAUUCUUCGAAGCUUGCGGCUGCUCUGUCCAAGUCACCAGAAUAUACAAUAGUGCCAGGUAUAACUGUGGUCCUCCUCUCAGUCUCUCCUUCCAAACACCCAUCCGCAUCCUCCUCGUCAUCGCCAGAAGCUGGCAGCUUGCCCCUCCAUCAAGUCGCUCUCAUGAACACUUCGCGGAUAUCUCCCCAGAUGUUGUGCAGGAUACGCUGCGUGAUAUAAUGAAGAUUUGUCGUCAAAGAGGGCAACCCUUCACUGUCCAUGUCGCCCCCGGUGGAUUCAAGGGGCUUAUGGAGCACCUCGAAUUGCAAAAGAGCGCAGGCAUCGUCUACGAUAUGGUCCAUUUCGACCUGCACGGACGAAUAAAUCCACUUGCGUUAUAG
Messenger RNA from Fusarium musae, 795 nucleotides. RefSeq lists its product as uncharacterized. The coding region runs from base 1 to 795 and encodes 264 amino acids. Lineage: Eukaryota; Fungi; Ascomycota; Sordariomycetes; Hypocreales; Nectriaceae. The transcript has 2 exons. The record is from RefSeq and is a predicted model, not a curated record.